AUGGCCAGCAGCAGCAGCCGCGGCGGCAGCAGCAGCAGCGACCCCAGCGGCCACCCCAGCACAUUUCGCACACCAGAGGCUGCAGCAGCAGCAGCAGCAGCAGCAGCAGCAGCCAUUCCUUCUAUUCCCUUUCUAGCAGACGCAGCAGCCCAUCCGCAGCAGCAGCAACAGCAGCAGGACGCAGCAGCAACAAGAACCACAUCUCGUCCGAGCAGCCGCAGCAACAUCAGCAGCAGCCCAGCAGCAGCAGCAGCUGCCCCGCAGCAACCGCAGCAGAACACAGCGAGCGCAGCAGCAGCAGCAGCAGCAGCAAGCAGCGACCAGAGCAGCAGCAGCAGCAGCAACAGCCCACAGCGGACGCAGCAGCAGCCACCGCCGCCGCAGCAGCAGCCACAGCAGCAGCAGCAGCAGCAGCAGCAGCAGCAGCAGCAGCAGCACCCGGUUGAGCUUGCUGGGAUCGGCUUUGGAGACGUCGAUCCCAGGCACAAUGUCAGUGCGAGCAGCAAGAGCAGCAGCAGCAAGCAGCAAACCCAAGUUGAAAGACACAAACCCUCUGCUGCUGCGCGGCGGCCUGGACUCCAGCACUCGCCGGAAGCUGCUCAGCGCCGCUCGCUGCAGCAACGCACACCCCACACGCUGCUGCUGCUGCUGCUGCUGCUGCUGCUGCUGCUGCAGCGGCAGUGGGGUGGUGGGGCGGGGGCUGGGGGUGAGCUAGAAGCAGCAGCAGCUCGCAGCAAGCGCCAGUUGCUGCUGCUGCUGCUGCAGCUGGGGGAGGAGCUAGCCAGCCGAAUAGGCAAAACGCAGAAGCAGAAGUGCUAG
This is a messenger RNA of Eimeria necatrix, 819 nucleotides long. RefSeq lists its product as hypothetical. NCBI's taxonomy places the organism in Eukaryota, Apicomplexa, Conoidasida, Eucoccidiorida, Eimeriidae. The coding region runs from base 1 to 819 and encodes 272 amino acids. The transcript is spliced from 2 exons. The record is from RefSeq and is a predicted model, not a curated record.